Anoplophora glabripennis (Asian longhorned beetle) is the source of this 768-nucleotide messenger RNA. RefSeq lists its product as uncharacterized. The transcript has 3 exons. The coding region runs from base 1 to 768 and encodes 255 amino acids. Lineage: Eukaryota; Metazoa; Arthropoda; Insecta; Coleoptera; Cerambycidae. The record is from RefSeq and is a predicted model, not a curated record.
AUGGAAGACCUCGCCAUCCCCAAAGUCAGGGAAGUGUCAAAAGGGCAAACCAGGAUAGUAAUAGGUAGAAGUCCUUUCAAAGCAGUGUUUGGAACUGAAUCGAAACAAGGUCUCAAAUCAACAAAUCUUCCACGAAAUAUGAUUAACUCUAUAACCACAGAGGAAGAGUUGCAAGAAAUGGAGACCGUAAUUAAUUCUUCAGUACAAGAAAAUAGAAAUAGUCAAGAUAAAGAGGAGAUAGUGAAUGAAAACGAAAUAGAACCUAUGAAAGGGGACAAGAAAGAAACAUCAAUAAAAUUUCAACAGGAUAAGUGUUUCGAUGGACAAAAACGUCAGGCGGAGCAAAUGAUUUCUGUUACAAAAAAGAGGUUAGGUAAUAUAGAGAUUGGGGACUGUGUUUUAGUUAACGUUGAUAAGGUAGAUCGUAGUCCUGGGGAUCCUCCUAAUCUUAUUGCAGUAAUUAUAGAUAUUAAGAAUGACGUAUACCAAGUUGGGACUUCAGGUGGAAUUAUCAAAUCUUGGUUUAAUAGACUAGAUCUUAAAAAAGCAACUUCAAGGUUUAUCAGCAUAAAACAAGUUAAUACGUCGAAGUUUCUAUCAAUUAGAGAAGCUGUUUCUCUGGAGUCAUUAUUUAAAGGACAAGGAUAUGUGAAAAGUUCAUGCCAACCCUCUAAAGUUCAGUGCAAAAGUAAUAGAUGCCAGUGCUUUAAGGCAAAGAUACAGUGCAAUUCGAGAUGUCACAAAAGUGGUCCAUGUAUAAACAAAUAG